GACCUUGACACCGUUUUCUAGAAGAAAAUAAUGGCCGACGGUUUUCAGCUUUUGACAUUGCUAGGAACAGGGACAUUUGGAGAGGCGUGGAUUGCAAAAUCAAAAAAGCACGACUCAAAAUGUGUCGUGAAAGUUAUAAAUAUUCUUCGGUUGUCUGAGCGGGAACUGGACCAAUCCCUGACGGAGGUGUCUGUACUGGGACGAAUGCACCAUUCCAACAUUGUUCGAUAUCUGGAUGCUUACGUCCACGACGGUGCGCUAAACAUUGCCAUGGAGUAUGCGGAUGGUGGAGAUCUUCAUAAGAAAAUCUGUGAUCAAAAGGGAGUUUCCUUCACUAGAGAAGUGAUCUUGGACUGGUUCGUUCAGAUUUGCAUGGCGCUACAGUACAUACACAGACAUAAUAUCCUUCACAGAGAUCUGAAGUCACAAAACAUUUUUUUGACAUCAAAAUCCAUCAUAAAAGUGGGAGACUUUGGAAUAGCUCGUAUUCUCAAGGACAGCUCUGAUUUGGCAGUAACAACAAUUGGGACUCCCUUUUACCUAAGCCCAGAGAUAUGCCAAAAGAAACCAUACAAUCACAAAAGUGACAUGUGGGCUCUGGGCUGUGUGUUAUAUGAAAUAUGUUGUUUGCGUGUACCGUUUGAUGCAGAUGACCUACAGGAACUCCUGAUGAAAAUCCUACAAGAAAAUUACAGACCCAUUCCAAGAGCCCUGGGAUCAACUAUAAAUGUCCUGGUUAAAAGACUUUUGGAUAAAAAUCCUGAAAAUCGGCCAUCCUCAGAUUAUAUAUUGUCUCUUUCUGCACUGAAACCAUACAUUAAGAGACAUGAAUCAAAAGACAGCCAUCAGCAGCUGAAGGAAAGACGACACAGCCUUCCCAACGUAUCAACAAGACAUCCGAAGGAAGGAAAAGGACGGAAAAGUAUUCUGGUGUCCGCUGACAAAGAAAAUCUGGAUCCAAAGUUGGCUGGAAGAACAUACUUGGUGAAGAACCCAAAAUUUAAGCAACUAUCCAAAUCCCCAAAUGUCUCACAUAUUGUGGCAAAACAGAGGAAGGAAUAUUCUGUACAUUCAAACAUAACUCAAGAGGAACAGGAGAAGUCAAUAUCAAAAGCUGACAUGUUUCCCAGAGUUCAGAGAAAUUCAUCCAGCAAUAUCAAUAAAAGCCCACCAAUAAACCAAAGAAAUUUAACCACUAAAGCAGACUCGCAAAACGAUGACAGUGGAAAAGAAAGCAGUCUACCUAAUGAUGGUAUACCCCGACAAAGACUAGACAAAAGAGAACAUGGCAGACCAGGCAUUGAAUGGAGUGAAAAGGUGAACAAACCACCAUCUGGACGGAAGAGUCUUGAUUCUGGACGGAAGAGUCUUGACUCAAAACCUCAGUGUCUUCAUGCCUUUCAAAAUGAAGGAAACACUCGGUUAAAUAGACAUGUAUCAGAGUCUGUUCAAGGGAAGAAAGAAAUGCCUGGCAAAAUGGUAGAGAACAAUAACUGGGGUUUACAGAAAUUUGAUAGUGAGAGAAGAUUAAGCAGCCAUAAACACAACAAUGGUGGUAUAGGAAAACCAAGUUCCAAAGCUCCUAGGACCUCUGAAAAAAGGCCUAAACCAGUUGGGUCUGAAAAUACAGGUGUACUGAAAAAUCCUUCUUCAAGACACUACUUUCCUCUUGGUCAGACCAGUAAUGAUGAAUUUGACCAAUCUGAAUUAGAAAAUGAAGUAUUUUUUGAUCAGAAAUCUGAGAGAGAAAUCAAACGAUAUUGUGAUGACCCAAUUACUGACAACAUGGAUAAAGCGGAGAGAAUAAGGCGAUCUAGUUCUUAUGACUGUGUAUUUGAGGAUAAACAACAGGUCCCUAGCGAUGGAUAUAUUCUGAGAGCAAUGUCAACGGGUAGUAUCUUGUCCAGAAGGCUGUCAAAGGAUGGUUAUACAUACAAAAUUUCAUCCUCUGCAAUGCCUGCAGAGUUCAAGGAUGCAGAACAAGAGAGAGUGCUGUUAAAACAAGACCCAGUACAUAUCACAUCCCUGUUGUAUGACUCUGUGUGUAGAUUUAGGACAGACAGAAGCAAUGGGGUGGACACUUUGUACAUGGGAAUUACCCGAGCCUUAGGAAAGAGAGAGGCAGAUCUAUACAUAACCAAACUAACACAAAGCGUGAUUCAGCAGAAGGAAUUCCAUGAGGUGGAACCCAUUGUUCCAGAAAAUAAGAGGGAGUUCCUGCCUUUAAUCCUGUGUUACAUACAAAUGUCAUAAUUAUUUUGUAAAUAGAGAAAUGCAACAACACUUCAUUAAACAGAACACAAAACUGGGAAAGUAUACA
Molecule: messenger RNA, 2320 nt
Organism: Ostrea edulis (European flat oyster)
Lineage: Eukaryota; Metazoa; Mollusca; Bivalvia; Ostreida; Ostreidae
Product: serine/threonine-protein kinase Nek1-like
Exons: 9
Coding region: 31-2253 (740 amino acids)
Biological process (GO): protein phosphorylation
Molecular function (GO): protein kinase activity; ATP binding
Source: RefSeq, a predicted model, not a curated record